GCUGCGGCGGCGGCGGCGGCGGCCCAGUGAGGCAGUCGGCGCUGCGAGCUGAGCUGCGCGGAGGGCGCGACCGGCGAGCCGGGGCGCGGGGCUGCGCGCUGUCUUUUGGGCUCCGUUCCGCGCGCCGGGACGUGGGCGACACCGCGGACCCUUCGGGCGGGCCCCGGGCUCGCGGCGUAGGGAGUCGGGGGCCGCCCGCCGAGGCCCCGGGACCAUGGCGCUGCGCGCCCGGGCGCUGUACGACUUUAGGUCGGAGAACCCGGGUGAGAUCUCGCUGCGGGAGCACGAGGUGCUGAGCCUGUGCAGCGAACAGGACAUCGAGGGCUGGCUCGAGGGGGUCAACAGCCGCGGCGACCGUGGCCUCUUCCCGGCCUCGUACGUGCAGGUGAUCCGCGCCCCGGAGCCCGGCCCGGCGGGCGACGGCGGCCCGGGAGCCCCGGCUCGCUACGCCAACGUCCCGCCUGGCGGCUUCGAUCCCCUGCCCGCCGCGCCACCCGCCUCCUUCAAGCCGCCGCCCGACGCCUUCCAGCCGCUGCUGCAACCGCAGCAGGCGCCUCCGCCGAGCACCUUCCAGCCGCCGGCCGCGGGCUACCCGUACGGCGGGGGCGCCCUGCAGCCGUCGCCUCAGCAGCUCUACGGCGGAGGCUACCAGGCCAGCCAGGGCAGCGACGAUGACUGGGACGACGAGUGGGACGACAGCUCCACGGUGGCCGACGAGCCGGGCGCGCUGGGCAGCAGCGCGUACCCGGACCUCGACGGCUCAUCGUCCGCGGGCGGCGCGGCCAGCCGCUACCGUCUGUCCACGCGCUCCGACCUGUCGCUGGGGUCCCGCGGCGGCUCGGCGCCCCCGCAGCACCAUCCGUCGGGGGCCAAGAGCUCGGCCACUGUAAGCCGCAACCUCAACCGCUUCUCCACCUUCGUCAAGUCAGGCGGCGAGGCCUUCGUGCUGGGCGAAGCGUCUGGCUUCGUGAAGGAUGGGGACAAGCUGUGUGUGGUGCUGGGGCCCUACGGUCCCGAAUGGCAGGAGAACCCUUACCCCUUCCAGUGCACCAUCGACGAUCCCACCAAACAGACCAAGUUCAAGGGCAUGAAGAGCUACAUUUCCUACAAACUGGUCCCCACGCACACGCAGGUACCGGUACACCGGCGCUACAAGCACUUCGACUGGCUGUACGCGCGCCUGGCCGAGAAGUUCCCCGUCAUCUCGGUGCCGCACCUGCCCGAGAAGCAGGCCACCGGCCGCUUCGAGGAGGACUUCAUCUCCAAGCGCAGGAAGGGCCUGAUCUGGUGGAUGAACCACAUGGCCAGCCACCCCGUGCUGGCGCAGUGCGACGUUUUCCAGCACUUUCUGACCUGUCCCAGCAGCACGGACGAGAAGGCCUGGAAACAGGGCAAGCGGAAGGCCGAGAAAGACGAGAUGGUGGGCGCCAACUUCUUCCUGACUCUGAGCACGCCCCCCGCCGCCGCCCUCGACCUGCAGGAGGUGGAGAGCAAGAUUGACGGCUUCAAGUGCUUCACCAAGAAGAUGGACGACAGCGCGCUGCAGCUCAACCACACGGCCAACGAGUUCGCACGCAAGCAGGUGACAGGCUUCAAGAAGGAGUAUCAGAAGGUGGGCCAGUCCUUCCGCGGCCUCAGCCAGGCCUUCGAGCUGGACCAGCAGGCCUUCUCCGCCGGCCUGAACCAGGCCAUCGCCUUCACCGGAGAUGCCUACGACGCCAUCGGCGAGCUCUUUGCCGAGCAGCCCAGGCAGGACCUGGACCCGGUCAUGGACCUGUUAGCGCUGUAUCAGGGGCACCUGGCCAACUUCCCCGACAUCAUUCACGUUCAGAAAGGAGCUCUUACCAAAGUAAAGGAGAGUAGGCGACACGUGGAAGAAGGGAAGAUGGAGCUGCAGAAGGCCGAUGGCAUUCAAGAUCGCUGUAACACUAUUUCCUUUGCCACUUUGGCUGAAAUUCACCACUUCCAUCAAAUCCGAGUAAGAGACUUUAAAUCACAGAUGCAGCAUUUCUUACAACAGCAAAUAAUAUUUUUCCAAAAAGUGACACAGAAGUUGGAAGAAGCUCUUCACAAAUAUGAUAGUGUUUAAUGACUGGACAUUGGGUUGUGGACUUUUUUUCAGUUCAAGGAUAUUUCUACAGCAGAGUAAAAACUGCCAUCAAAGAGCUAUUGCCAACUGUCAGUGGUGGUACAAGGAUGGUUUUGUGUCUGGUGAAGCUCGGCUGAAUAUGUAAUUAUGUAGGAAAGAAGCAGUUAAUAUGGGUAUAUAAUAGAAACAGUACCACACAUUGUAACUAAAUUAUACUAUGUAUGCCUACACUACCAUUGUAACUUUUGGAAUAAUGAUUAUACUAUUUGCCUUAUUGCUUUUUGAAGUAUGGGUAUUUUAGUGCAUACUUUGUAGACCUCAAAACCCAUGAAGGGUCUCAAAGCAGCUGGCUGGAUGGAAGCCUGCUGUGGAUGCCUUUUUACUCUCAUAGAUUGGGAUUACCUAAAUUCAACCUAUUCUCUGUUUACAAACUCCAACUAGAGCAGCUAUGCGACUUUGUGCCUUUAAACUCUUGGUUUUUCAUUUCUCCACUCCCUCCCCCCCCCCUUUUUUUUAAAAGUAACCACAACUUUUCUGAUCGAAAGAGUGAAAGGCCAGUGCACAUAACGACAGACCUGUUGGUAACCUCAUAUUGGCGCUGGGCGGGGUGGGCGGAUCAGCUGUCCUCCACCUGCACGGCCAGUUUUGUCUCCUGGUACAUGCUGGUGAGCACCAUUGAGGGAGGCCCGAUGCUCAUCUUUGGACACAAAGUCUGUUAGAGGAGAAAUGGUGCCACCCUGUUCCCUUAGACGCUGUGGUAGCAUAGCCUCUUCACGCAAGUGUCCUGGAAACUUGGCGUGGAGAAUGACACGAAAAUGUCUUAGAACACAGAGGAGGAGGAGUCUGAUCAGUUGGGGACACAAGCACAGAAUCAGUGAUGACACAUACUCGGUUUUAAUUCUUCGGAGGGUUUUCUUCUCUCUUUCUUUCUUUCUUUCCUUCUAGCUUGAAGAUUUUAAUAUUCAGUUUUGUUUUUUCUUUUUUAAUGGAUCUACACUGUUAACUGAUUGAGACUCCACUGUGAUUCACUCGUUUACUUAAUCAAAAACUUUUCAGGGAUGUCUGUAAAAUUCAGUGUUAUAUGUGAUUGAAAGUAGUGUUGGUUGAUCUAAAGAGGGACCAGAAAUAAUUUCUACUAUUCCAAAUGCUGAAGGAAAAAAAUAAUAAUAAUUUUUUUAAACUAUUGAUAAGCCCCCAGGACAUUUAACCUUAAAAUUGUUUUAAAUAUAUUAUUUUAUUAUUAUAAGGGAAAUAUGAAUGGCUGAUAAAUACCAAAAAGAUUCAAAAGCAGCUUAAUUUAAAAAGCACAAAGAGAUUCUGGCUUCAGAUGCCAAAAAAUCUCUCAAUGUUUUUAUAGUUGCGGAGCUAUAAAUAAUGUGAUUUUUGAGUUUACAAAUUUAUAAAUUGUCACUGAAAGGUUAAAGUAUCUACUGUUUUUAUGAAGUCAGACUUAUGCUGCCUCAGAAGUCCCUGGGUAUUGAAAUGGUAACACAGAAGUAAAGAGGUCAGUUUGAAAUUUUGGGGAGUCACAUUGAUUAAAAGAGAAAGGGUCAAUUUACAGACAGUCAAAAAAGAAAGGAUUACUGAAAUAAUUACUCAAUAGCAUAUUUACUCUAAAAAAAUCAUCUCAUAUGGGUUGAAUUUUUAAGAUCAGAGUGUCAUAAUUUUGAUCAAAAUUUUAUACCUUAGGUAACUUAGAGCCAGAUUUAACAUCAUGUGGCUUCGUCUUUACUCCAGAUACAUGGAAUUGUAACCAAAUAUAUCGUUCUCUCAAAAGUAACUUCCUCUUGUUGAUUGCAAAAUACACUUCUAUAAACAAAACCCAUAUAUAUAUUUUAACUUUACUGCAGAAGUUUGGAGAUUAUAAUUGUAGCAUUUGAUUUAAGUUUGAGUCUGUAUUGGACAGAUAAGCACUAUGCUUUUGAAAUGAUUUGAAAAUCAGUUUUAUUUGCCUCUUUAUUUUGAUGGUGGUUUGAAUUUUUUUUUUUUUUUUUCCUAAAUCACUAAAAUUGUGCAUUGGUAGCAUGGAAAUUAUCUGAGGUGUCUUUAUGAUUGUGCUUUAGCCAGGGUGGACAUGCUUAAAUUAUAAAAACUAAAGUACAAGGAGGAGUAAGUUCUUGCUGCCUACUUAGAAGAGAAAUUUUGUUCUUCAUAACUACAUAACAUUAUAAUGCCACUGAUUCGUAAGGAGUUUAAAUGAAUUCUUUGGGGGUCGGACACCAGAAUUAUUAGUGUUCAUUUUCAUCUAAGAUCUUUAUUUCUCUAACGUUCUUGGUCCUAUUGAAACAUUUCAGUAUACAAAAAUACUGCAAUGUUAAUACCCAAGAGAAAAGCCAUCAUAAUGUGUAUGCUGGUCAUCAUGAUCAGUGUGGUACAGUUUUUUAAAAAUAAACUAUCAUGCCCUUCAUGCCAUUAUUUGUCUUUAUUUCUAUAAUUUAUAAUCUUGAUACGUGAUGUAUUUAUAACACGAGGGCGCCCACUUGAGCCUGGUUUUGCUAUUUUCAUUACAAACGGGCUUAUUGAUGUGCUGUAAUUGUCCCGCAGUGAGACUGGGUCUGCAGCCAUGCUCUAUAGCCCUGUGAUUCUCAGACUGUUGUAUCUAAAGAUACAGUUUAAACCAGAACAAGGGAACACAUUUGGAAGUGCAGCAAAGUCCGUGCACGUUGGCAUGCAUAGAGUGGUAGUGGGAAAUAGUUUCCUGGGCUUCACUGAUAAUCGUUGUCACGUAUGUGUUCGUAACAACACAGCAGAUCCUCAAAUGCCAGGUUUUAAUUGUCUUACGUUUUGCUGCUGUUCUCAUAAUUAAGGACUUGAAAAAUGUUCCAGUCUGUCAAGUCAAGCAUGUAAAAUUUAUGUACCGACCUUUAAAUGUCAUUCUUUACCAAUUUCAUUGCUAUAGGCGUUUUUUUUGUUUUUUUUUGUUUUUUUCCUAUUUAGGUCUUCAUUUCCUCAGAAUCAAAUACCGUGUCUAAUACCUUUAAAUCAAUAAGAAUUAUCCAGUUUUCUCAUUUGCAGUCUUAUCUUUGGCUAACAGAAUAAGCAAAAUAGGGUAUUAGUUAUUUAUAGACUAAGAAUGUUGAACAUUGUUUUAUUCAAAUGUUAUAAUUAGUGCAGAUCAGUCAUGUUUAUCUUUUAAAAAAAUAAACAGGUUGCUUUAUUUCUCAGCUUCA
Messenger RNA from Mustela lutreola (European mink), 5259 nucleotides. It is a transcript of the gene SNX18, whose product is annotated as sorting nexin 18. Gene Ontology annotation, biological process: plasma membrane tubulation; endocytosis; protein transport. Lineage: Eukaryota; Metazoa; Chordata; Mammalia; Carnivora; Mustelidae. Gene Ontology annotation, cellular component: cytoplasmic vesicle; plasma membrane. The transcript has 2 exons. The coding region runs from base 215 to 2089 and encodes 624 amino acids. The record is from RefSeq and is a predicted model, not a curated record. Gene Ontology annotation, molecular function: protein binding; phosphatidylinositol binding.